AUGGCGUCCGAGCAGGAGCCCGCCGCCGUGCUGAGGUGGACGCCGAGUCCGCGGCGGCGUCAGGACGACGAGGCUGAUGAUCAUCACAGGGGGGCAUUCGACAUGGUCUCCGACCUCGGCGGCUGCAUGCGCGGCACCGAGGGCUUUCCCUUCGGCAGCGGGCGCUCGUUCGCGCCGCCGCCGUUCCUGACGGCGCCGGAGGCGGAGCCGCCCUCGCUGGAGAUAAGCGUGGGGAUGAACAGCGACGUUGCCUUGGUCGCCCGGGACCAGGUGACGUCUUUGCGCCAGCCAGACCAGGGCGCCGUCCUCGCGUGGGAGGACCUCUGGGUGUCCACCGCCGGCGGCAAUCGCCGCCGCGUUCCCAUCCUCUGCGGCCUCAACGGCUACGCGCGCCCCGGCGAGGUCCUCGCCAUCAUGGGCCCGUCCGGCUGUGGCAAGUCCACUCUUCUCGACGCCCUAGCAGGAAGGUUAGGUUCUAGCAUGAUCCAGAAGGGAGACGUCCUGAUCAAUGGCCGGAGGCAGGAGCUGGCGUUCGGCACGUCGGCGUACGUGACGCAGGAUGACGUGCUGAUGAGCACGCUGACGGUGCGGGAGGCGGUGCACUACUCGGCGCAGCUGCAGCUGCCGAGCGCGAUGACGCCGGCGGCGAAGCGGGAGCGCGCGGAGGAGACGCUGCGGGAGAUGGGGCUGGACGGCGCGGCGGACACGCUCAUCGGCGGCCGGUGGGCGCACCGGGGGGUCAGCGGCGGGCAGCGCCGCCGGGUGAGCAUCUGCACGGAGAUCCUCACCCGCCCGGCGCUGCUGUUCCUCGACGAGCCCACCAGCGGCCUCGACAGCGCCGCCUCCUACCACGUCGUCAGCCGGAUCUCCCGCAUGGCUCGCCGCGAGGGCAUGGCCGUCGUCGCCGCCGUGCACCAGCCCAGCACCGAGGUGUUCGGCCUCUUCCACGGCCUCUGCCUCCUCGCGUACGGAAAGACCGUCUUCUUCGGCCCCGCCGCUGACACCAACCAGUUUUUCUCUAUGAGCGGGUUCCCUUGUCCGUCACUGAUGAACCCUUCUGACCACUUCCUGAGAACCAUCAACAAGGACUUUGACAAGGAUAUCGAGGAAGGCAUGGACGGGAAGAUUAUGACAACAACUCAGGCAAUCGACACCCUAGUCAGCUCAUACAAAUCUUCCUUUCAUUGGGAGAAAGUGAUGCAUCGGAUCGAACAAAUACGCGCCAAUGAAGGGCAGCUGGUGAAGAAGGAAGGGGGGCAGCCGACCUUCCUGACGCAGUCCUGGGUGCUCACCAAGAGGUCCUUCGUCAACAUGUACAGGGACCUGGGCUACUACUGGCUGCGUCUCGCCAUCUACGUCUCCCUGUGCCUCUGCGUCGGCACCAUCUACUACGACGUCGGUCAUACCUACGGAUCCAUCCAGGCCCGUGGCUCCAUGCUCAUGUUCGUCGCUGCCUUCCUCACCUUCAUGGCCAUCGGAGGCUUCCCCUCUUUCGUUGAGGACAUGAAGAUAUUUGGGAGGGAGAGGCUCAAUGGUCACUACGGCGUGGCGUCGUUCGUGGUCGCGAACACGCUGUCGUCUACACCGUACCUAGCUCUCAUCUCCGUCGUGCCAGGCGCGAUAGCCUACUACCUGACCGGCCUCCGGAGCAGCGGCGAGCACUUCGGCUACUUCGCGGCGGUGCUCUUCACGACGAUGAUGGUGGUGGAGGGCCUGAUGAUGACCGUGGCCAGCGCCGUGCCGGACUUCCUCAUGGGCAUCAUCACCGGCGCCGGCAUCCAGGGCGUCAUGAUGCUCAACGGCGGCUUCUUCCGCCUCCCCGACGACCUGCCCAAGCCGGUGUGGCGGUACCCCAUGUACUACGUCGCCUUCCACAAGUACGCCAACCAGGGGCUCUACAAGAACGAGUUCUUGGGGCUCACCUUCCCCAGCAGCGACCAGGCCGGCGGCGCCGCCACGAUCACCGGCGGCGAGAUCCUGAGGGACUACUGGCAGGUGCAGCUCGGGUACAGCAAGUGGGUCGACCUCGCCAUCCUCAUCGGAAUGGUCGUGCUCUAUAGGAUGCUCUUCUUUGUCAUCGUCAAGCUCGUCGAGAAGAUGAAGCCCAUGGUGCAAAGGCUCAGGUUAAGGAGGGACAUGCCUUUCGGUGAAGGUUAUCACUGA
This is a messenger RNA of Oryza brachyantha (malo sina), 2163 nucleotides long. RefSeq names its product ABC transporter G family member 1-like. Gene Ontology annotation, molecular function: ATP hydrolysis activity; ATP binding; ABC-type transporter activity. The record is from RefSeq and is a predicted model, not a curated record. Gene Ontology annotation, cellular component: membrane. Lineage: Eukaryota; Viridiplantae; Streptophyta; Magnoliopsida; Poales; Poaceae.